Molecule: messenger RNA, 303 nt
Organism: Blepharisma stoltei
Lineage: Eukaryota; Ciliophora; Heterotrichea; Heterotrichida; Blepharismidae
Source: the annotation of a GenBank genome assembly
AUGUUUUAUAGCUGGAAUGAGACAAGCCUAGUAACAAUUCUAUUGUUAGAGUUUCAAUUUUGCUUCCUUAAAAGAAGCUUUAUUUAUUCUGAUAAGAAUCAUUGCAGUUUUUUAAAAUAUGGAUGACUUAAGUCUUUAUCUCAUUCUAUUGGAGCUGAAGAUCUUAUUAUCAAUUAUUAAUUAUAUAUCGACCUUGUUAUUUUAAAACAAAUUAUAUUAAAAAUAAUGUAAUGCUAAGGGCAAUUAAAAGAUUAUAUAAAAUAAUAUACAAAUUAUUUCUGCUCUAGAGAAAAAGAAAUAUAA